AUGAAAAAACAUAAAAAAGAAUGGAGAACACAAUUAGAUUAUAUGGAAUUGGAUCAAAAUGGUAAAAUUCAAGCAGAAUAUGUAUGGAUUGAUGGAUCAAAUGAAUUACGUUCUAAAUCAAAAACACUUAGUAAGAGACCAGAUAGUAUUUCAGAUCUCGUAGAUUGGUAUUUUGAUGGAUCAUCAACAGGGCAAGCAAAAGGUCAUGAUUCAGAUGUAUAUUUACGUCCAGUUGCAUUUUAUCCGGACCCAUUUCGUCAAGGAAAUAAUAUUAUUGUUAUGACAGAGUGCUGGAAUGUAGACGGGACUCCAAAUAAAUCCAAUUAUCGUCAUAAGUGUUCAUUACUUUCUAAAAAAUACGAUAAACAUGAGCCUUGGUUUGGCAUGGAACAAGAAUAUACAUUUUUAGAUAAAUAUGGCUUACCAUAUGGAUGGCCUCGUGGGGGGUUUCCUGCAGCGCAGGGGCCAUAUUAUUGUGGUGUUGGAACAGGAAAAGUUUAUUGUCGAGAUAUUGUAGAAAUGCACUAUCGAAUGUGUCUUUAUGCAGGAAUCAAUAUAUCAGGUGUUAAUGCAGAAGUUAUGCCCUCUCAGUGGGAGUUCCAAAUCGGUCCAUGUAUUGGUGUUACUAUGGGAGAUGAUCUUUGGAUUGCAAGGUAUCUUUUAAUGCGAAUUGCGGAGGAAUUUGAUAUUAAAAUAUCUUUUCAUCCCAAACCUAUCAAAGAAUUCAAUGGCUCUGGAUGUCAUACGAAUUUUUCGUCUCUAGAGAUGAGAAAGGAGGGCGGUAUAGAGCAUAUUUUAGAAGCAAUUUCAAAACUUGAGAAAAAACAUAAAGAACAUAUUAAAGUUUACGGAGAUGAUAAUAUUUUGCGCCUCACUGGAACUCAUGAAACUGCUCAUAUUGAUAGCUUCACAUAUGGAGUUGCAAAUCGUUCUGCAAGUAUUCGUAUUCCGAGUAUAUGUGCAAAACAGGGUUAUGGGUAUUUUGAAGAUCGUCGACCAGCAUCCAAUGUGGAUCCAUAUCAAGUGUGUAGCAUUAUGAUGGAAACAAUUUUUUCAGACAAGGAAUGA
This is a messenger RNA of Pneumocystis jirovecii RU7, 1068 nucleotides long. RefSeq names its product glutamate--ammonia ligase. The coding region runs from base 1 to 1068 and encodes 355 amino acids. Lineage: Eukaryota; Fungi; Ascomycota; Pneumocystomycetes; Pneumocystales; Pneumocystaceae. Gene Ontology annotation, molecular function: glutamine synthetase activity. Gene Ontology annotation, cellular component: cytoplasm. The record is from RefSeq and is a predicted model, not a curated record. The transcript has 2 exons.